Messenger RNA from Anisakis simplex (herring worm), 474 nucleotides. The record is from the annotation of a GenBank genome assembly. Lineage: Eukaryota; Metazoa; Nematoda; Chromadorea; Rhabditida; Anisakidae.
AUGAUGGCUCAUUUGAACUAUCGCAUGAAGGUGGCAUUACAAGACUCACGUACCUUUAUUGGAUAUUUCAGAGCUUUUGAUAAGCAUAUGAAUAUCUUGCUGUCGGAUUGCGAAGAGUAUCGGACGAUCAAACCGAAACCAGGAAAGAAAAAUACAGUGGAAGAGGAAAUGCGUACGUUGGGUUUGGUGUUAUUACGUGGUGAACAUAUCGUAUCAAUGACCAUCGAUGGACCUCCACCGAAAGACGAUGAAAGCGUUAAGCUACCGAAAGCAGGCGGAGCAGCAGGACCUGGUGUGGCUAAACCAGCUGGACGAGGUGUGCCCAUGGUACCUCCUGUUGCUGGCGCACCUCCACCAGGAUUACAAGGUGCUGUACGUGGUAUUGGAGGACCGGGAAUGUCAAUAAUGCAACCAGGGUAUGCGAUGCCACCACCAAUGCAAGGAAUGCCACCGCGACCACCAGGACCCUUCUGA